This is a messenger RNA of Camelus dromedarius (Arabian camel), 2380 nucleotides long. It is a transcript of the gene TTLL6, whose product is annotated as tubulin tyrosine ligase like 6. The transcript has 12 exons. Bases 99 to 2297 code for a protein of 732 amino acids. Gene Ontology annotation, biological process: protein polyglutamylation; microtubule cytoskeleton organization. NCBI's taxonomy places the organism in Eukaryota, Metazoa, Chordata, Mammalia, Artiodactyla, Camelidae. Gene Ontology annotation, cellular component: cilium. Gene Ontology annotation, molecular function: tubulin binding; tubulin-glutamic acid ligase activity. The record is from RefSeq and is a predicted model, not a curated record.
UGCGAAGGGCCGCCCAACAGUAUGGCCUUCGAGAGGGAGGGGAGAGUGAUGACUGGACUCUCUACUGGACUGACUAUUCGGUGUCGCUGGAACGGGUGAUGGAAAUGAAAAGUUACCAGAAAAUCAAUCACUUUCCAGGGAUGAGUGAAAUCUGUCGCAAGGACUUGCUGGCCAGGAAUAUGGGCCGCAUGUUAAAGAUGUUCCCUAAAGAUUUCCACUUUUUCCCCAGGACCUGGUGUCUUCCUGCUGACUGGGGAGAUUUGCAGAACUACAGCAGGUCAAGAAAAAAUAAGACAUACAUCUGCAAGCCGGAUUCGGGCUGCCAGGGGAGAGGCAUAUUCAUCACCCGGACAGUGAAAGAAAUCAAACCAGGGGAGGAUAUGAUCUGUCAACUCUAUAUUUCAAAGCCCUUUAUCAUUGAUGGGUUCAAGUUUGACCUACGGAUUUAUGUGCUCAUGACAUCCUGUGACCCUCUCAGGAUUUUUGCGUACAAUGAAGGCCUGGCCCGCUUCGCCACCACCUUUUACUCCCAUCCCUGCACAGACAACCUGGACGAUAUCUGCAUGCACCUGACUAAUUAUUCCAUUAAUAAGCACAGUUCCAAUUUCCUUCAAGAUGCUCACUCUGGCAGCAAGAGGAAGCUCUCCACCUUCAACGCAUACAUGCAGAGCCAUGGCUACAAUGUGGAGCAGAUAUGGAGGGAUAUCGAGGACGUCAUCGUCAAGACCAUCAUCUCAGCCCACCCCAUCAUCAAGCAUAACUACCACACCUGCUUCCCCAGCCACACGCUCAACAGUGCCUGCUUUGAAAUCCUGGGCUUCGACAUUUUGUUGGAUCACAAACUCAAGCCCUGGCUGCUGGAGGUCAACCACUCUCCGAGCUUCUCCACUGACUCCUGGUUGGAUAAAGAGGUAAAGGACAGUCUGCUGUAUGACACGUUGGUCCUGAUCAACCUGAGAAGCUGUGACAAAAAGAAAGUCUUGGAGGAGGAGAGGCAACGGGGGCGGUUCCUGCAGCAGUGUCGUUCGCGGGAGACCAGGAUGGAGGAAGUCAAGGGUUUUCAGGCCGUGCGUCUAGAGAAAACUGAGAAGUAUGAGAUGGAAAACUGUGGAGGGUUCCGCCUGAUUUAUCCCAGUGUGAACUCACAGAAGUACGAGAAGUUUUUCCAGGACAACAAUUCCCUCUUCCAGAACACUGUCACCUCCAGGGCUCGGGAGGUGUACGCGCGGCAGCUGAUCCAGGAGCUGAGGCUGAAACAGGAGAAGAAAUCCUUCCAAACGAAAGAGAAGAAGGUAGAGAUGCAGGGGGAAUCAGCAGGCGAGCAAGGGAGAGGCAAGAGCAUGCGGAGCUGGGGACAGAAACAACGGGAGAAAUGCAAGACCGCCACCACUCACACCUUCAAACAGUACGUCCAGCCAUUGACAUUGGUGUUCUGCGCACCUGAUUUGCUCUCGAGUGUUAGAGAUGCAAAGAAAAGUGAGCCAGACAGCAGCCUUGACCAAGAGGCCCCCAAGAAGGAGGCUGGCCCUGCUCCUGCUAGGCCUUACAGCUCAGUACCUGCCUUGAGGAAUUCAAGCCUUCUUGACUGCUCCAGGCCGGAGCUCAAUAAAGCCACCUCCGGAAUCAAGGAAGCCAAGUCAGCCUCUGCGGUGGACACAAUCGCCAGCCCUGUGCCUCUAACCGCAAUAGAAACUUUCCCAGAAUCCACCACCCAGGGCUCAGACUCUCCCAAGUCCCUGCUGAGUAUGACCAUGACCACCAGCUCUGAAUGCAGUAGCCCAGAGAUGGUUAGGGUGGCCUCCCUUAAAUGCAAGCAGCAGUGGAUACCUCGGUACCUCAUCCAGGAGAAAAUAGCAAAAAUUUCUCUGCCUCAAAAAUCCCAGAGCUUCUUGGGGAGUCUGAACCCCAGCUGGACUUUGCUGAAGAAUGGCGUGAAGAAGCAGCUUCCCACAUCAGGGAUCUUCACCAAGGUUCAACCGAGGGAGGAGCUCUCCAUGUCCCCAGCUCACUACAACCCAAAGCUGGUGCUGAGUGACCAGUCACAAUACCUCUCCCUGCCCUGGGAGUGCUACUUGCGCAGCCGAAGCUCUGGCGAGAAGAGGCAGCUGCAUGUGCCCUCCCUUCUCCUCCUGCAGAAUCUUCAGGGCCACGAUGUUUCCCAGAAUGAUCUGCUGGUGGUUGCAACUCCAGCCCGACUGGAUCUGAGGCCUGGCAGAAGCCAUGUAGGUGCUGUGAGAGACCCGUGUAUACACAGUCGCUGCCUGAUCUCUGGCCAGAAAGGAUGUGAGAGGAACUAGGUGCGCCCACCUGUAGUCCCUUAACGUGUCUGGCACGUUGUCAGGCACUAUAUAUUUCUAUUUCUGGAAUGUUGGGUUGGUAG